AGCUCUGCCGCAGGCAUUAGUCUCACCUGGCCACCCUGACCUUUCUCCACCGCAGCAUUGUCAGUCUCUUACCCGGGUUUGGAAGGCACUGCCCUGCUCAGUCUGGGGGGAUGUGGUGACCCUCAGGACAGCCUCCCCAGCGCCCAGGCCCUGUCCAGGCCCAGGAUGAAGGCUGCCUCAUCCUCAGGCCAGGGACCCCUGCCAGCCAGGCCACCCGCAACGGUGUGGGACGUGAGUGCCGUUGCCCCCGGCGGUCCAGCAGCAGGACAGCCCCGAGCAGCCUGGCCUAGGAGGCUCACCGCAGCCGUCAAGGGAUUCUGGGCCACCCGCCCUUCCUUCUCCACCUUCUACUUCGUCUUUGCCAUUUUUGUGGUGUCCACCAUCUUUCACUGCCACCAGCGCCUGGCUCUGGUGCCUGCGCCCUGGGCAUACUCAGCCCGUGUGGUCCUGGCCCCCAGACACCUGCCCCGGGAGGGCCUGUUCACUAUCAACUCCAAGGGCCGCCUGGGGAACCAGAUGGGUGAGUACGCCACGCUGUAUGCCCUGGCCAAGAUGAACGGGCGGCCCGCCUUCAUCCCGGCCCAGAUGCACAGCACCCUGGCCCCCAUCUUCAGAAUCACCCUGCUGGUGCUGCACAGCGCCAUGGCCAGCAGGAUCCCCUGGCAGAACUACCACCUGAACGACUGGAUGGAGGAGGAGUACCGCCACAUCCCGGGGCGCUAUGUCCGCCUCACGGGCUACCCCUGCUCCUGGACCUUCUACUACCACCUCCGCCAGGAGAUCCUCCAGGAGUUCACCCUGCACGACCACGUGCGCGAGGAGGCCCAGAAGUUCCUGCGGGGCCUGCAGGCCAAGUGGGCAGGGCAGGCGACCUUCGUGGGGGUCCAUGUGCGCCCGGGGGGACUAUGUCCGUGUCAUGCCGCGCGUAUGGAAGGGGAUGCUGGCCGACAGGGGCUACCUGCAGCGGGCCCUGGACUGGUUCCCGGCCUGCUGCCGCCUCCCGGUCUUUGUGGUCACCAGCGAUGACAUGGCCUGGUGCCGGGAGAGCAUCAACAGCUCCCUUGGGGACGUGGUGUUCGCUGGCAAUGGCCUCCAGGGCUCACCUGCCAAGGACUUCGCACUGCUCACACAGUGCAACCACACCAUCAUCACUGUGGGCACCUUCGGGGUCUGGGCCGCGUACCUCGCGGGCGGGGACACUGUCAACCUGGCCAACUUCACCCUGCCCAACUCCCCUUUCAACGUGGUCUUUAGGCCGUAAGCGGCCUUCCUGCCAGAGUGGGUGGGCCUUGUGGCUGACCUUGGACAGGCUGGACAGAAUGGCCUCUAGCCAGCCCUGCAUGUGCCUGGUCCUCAUCCUGUGACCCGAGGGGCAGUGAGUGGGGCGUGUGGGGCAUGGACUCACGGUCCCUCACGCAGUUUGGAUCCAGGCUUAUCUACUUCAUAGCUGAGUGAGUUUGGACAACUGACUCAACCUCUGUGCCUUAGUAUGUCAACCACAAAAUGCACAAACCACGGAACUAAACACCAGUAGCAGCUGGUGGGAGCUGAGCAAAUUCGCUUAGAGCCAGUGCCUUGUGACCGUGUGGGAGGCGUCGGCUGCUCACAUGUAUGCAGCACGUCAGGAGCACUGGCAUUGCUUUCCAAUGGAAACGCAGUUUUGACCUCUCCUUUCUGGCAGCACUGGUAGCACAGAGCCCAGAUAUUUUGCACUCACGUCCCAGGACGAAGCCAUCCCUGCCCUGAAGGAUAGAGGAACUCGAUUUUCUGGGCAACUAGGAAUUUUGGCUUUGGAGUUAGUGGGCCUUAUCACAAAAGAACGUGAGGGAAGGGCCGGGUGCGGUGGCACGCCUGUAAUCCCAGCACUUUGGGAAGCCAAGGCUGGUGGAUCACUUGAGGUCAGGAGUUCGAGACCAGCCUGGCCAACAUGGCGAAACCCAGUCUCUACUAAAAAUACAAAAAGUAUCCAGGCACAGUGGUGCGUGCCCCUAAUCCCAGCUACUCCGGAAGCUGAAGCAGGAGGAUAGCUUGAAUUGGGAAGCAGAGGUUGCAGUAAACUGAGAUCAUACCACUGCACUCCAACCUGGGCCACAGAGCGAGACUCCAUCUCAAAAAAAAAUAGAAUUCCAGGGAAGACAGGAUUUGCAGGGACACACCCAUGAGGAGGGAUUCCCCUGCAAUGGACAGGGAGAGGGGUUUAGGUGCAGGUGGCACCCUGGGCGCGGGGAAGAAGGGGUCACAGUGAGGGCAGAAAAGACACUCCUCAGAUCCUGGAAGCAGCAACCUGACCGACAGGGGCCACUAAGACCAAAUCAUGGCCAUCUCAGCAGCAGCGUUUGUGACAGUUACUGGAAAGAGAUACCUCACACCUGGCACUGCCUAACCCCCGAGAACCUAAUGCCACUCUGAGAAAGCUCAGUACGGGUGCAAGUUGGAUUAAGUAAUUGCAGUGCGAGUUUUCCUGUGUUUUAUUGGUGUAAUGCUCCUUUUGGACAUUAAAAAAACUUGACAUA
This is a messenger RNA of Gorilla gorilla gorilla (western lowland gorilla), 2513 nucleotides long. Lineage: Eukaryota; Metazoa; Chordata; Mammalia; Primates; Hominidae. The record is from RefSeq and is a predicted model, not a curated record.